AUGACUGUAACCAACAGCAGCAAUGGGAACCCCUCCAUGACCAAAACCAGCCUCCAUAGGGCUGAAGAAGUCAACGAUCUUAUCGAUGCUGUUCGUGGUCUCAUCGUACCCUACAUUAAGGCAGCUGACGAUGCUGCGGCAGACCGCGCUACGGGAGACAUUACAGCCAGUUCAUCCGGCGUCAAGGACAAUGUUCUAGUCGACUUCCAAAAACCUGAGCAGCUCGCUCAGCGCCUCAAGUUCUCUCUGCCGAACAACGGACAAGGCAAGGAUGGUUUGUUGGACAUUAUUCAACAGGUCUUGAAGAACAGUGUCAAUACCUGGGACCAGGGGUUUCUUGAUAAGCUUUAUGCAAGCACCAAUGCGGUUGGUGUAGUAUCAGAUAUGGUCCUCUCUGUUCUCAACACCAAUCUGCAUGUUUUCCAAGUCUCACCUGCUCUUACAAUCAUCGAGAAGACAACAGCCAAGACACUGGCUCACCUCUUCGGCUUCACUGGAGCGCGAGCUGGUGGUGUUUCAUGCCAAGGUGGAAGCUCUUCCAAUCUGACUUCUCUCGUCGUUGCUCGCAACACUUUGUUCCCCGAGUGCAGAAAAGAGGGCAACGGUAAACAUGACUUUGUGAUUUUCACAAGUGCUCAUGGUCACUAUUCGGUCGAGAAGAGUGCCAUGAUCUGUGGUCUUGGUUCAAACAGUGUUUGGCCUGUUCCUGUGGAUGAGUUUGGAUGUAUGAAGUCCGAUGCCUUGAGGGAAUUGGUUGUCAAAGCCAAGUCCGAGGGCAAGACACCGUUUUAUGUGAACUCUACAGCAGGAACCACUGUCAUGGGUUCAUAUGAGCCUUUCGAGGAGAUUUCCAAGAUUUGCAAGGAAUUUGGUCUUUGGAUGCAUAUCGACGCCAGCUGGGGUGGCCCUGCUAUCUUCUCGUCAAAGCAGAAGCACAAGCUCAACGGAUCUCAUCUUGCCGACUCCUUGACGGUAAACCCCCACAAGAUGAUGAACGUCCCUGUCACCUGCUCGUUCCUCUUGGGUCCUGAUAUGAGCAUAUUCAACAAGGCCAACAGCACUGCUGCUGGCUACUUGUUCCACACCAACGACGGCGGUGACUUCUGGGACAUUGCAGACUUGACACUCCAGUGUGGUCGUCGUGGCGACAGUCUCAAGCUUGCAUUGGCCUGGAUCUACUACGGUGCUGCCGGUUUCGAGAAGCAAAUCGACCAUGCUUUCGAGCAGGCUGCCUAUCUAGCCAAUCUCGUCAAGCAAAGCGACAACUUUGUCCUGGUCUCGCAAGAUCCUCCCCCUUGCCUGCAAAUCUGCUUCUACCACGCCCCUGGAGGAAACUUGUCUGAUGACAAGGAGGAGAACACCCUCCGAACCAAGACAAUGGUUGAGAAGAUGAUUCUUCGAGGAUACAUGGUAGAUUAUGCCCCUGGACCCAAGGGCAGUUUCUUCCGCGUUGUGGUCAACUGCCAAACCUUGACAGGAACUGUUGAAGGUCUCGUUAAGGGUCUUGAGGAAAUCGGAUGCGAAUAG
Messenger RNA from Fusarium coffeatum, 1527 nucleotides. RefSeq lists its product as uncharacterized. Gene Ontology annotation, biological process: carboxylic acid metabolic process. The transcript has 4 exons. Gene Ontology annotation, cellular component: cytoplasm. Bases 1 to 1527 code for a protein of 508 amino acids. Gene Ontology annotation, molecular function: carboxy-lyase activity; pyridoxal phosphate binding. The record is from RefSeq and is a predicted model, not a curated record. NCBI's taxonomy places the organism in Eukaryota, Fungi, Ascomycota, Sordariomycetes, Hypocreales, Nectriaceae.